AUGCAGGCCAACUACGAGAAGAUCAUUGGCCAUCCUGCCUUCCAAGGCAUCAAGACUAUGGACGCUUUGCCCAUUGCUCAAAACCAACGCCACCUGUCCGGUGUGGAGGCCGUGGUCGAUAUGCCCUCUUUCAAGACCGCCAUGAAGGAGCGCGGCAGUUACAAGUGUGGCUUCAACCUCAUGAUGCUCUCCUGGACAUACAAUCCGAUGCCCUCGGUGCCUCUGCGCAUGAGCUCUGUCAGCAUGCUCAAAGACUACUAUUUCGAAGGGCCGGGGUUGUUCCCCGGAUUGCUGGAGGUUGCGCUUCCGAAUGGUGUUGAGGAUCCCCGCAAUUCCCGCGGCGACUUGCAGUGCAUCUCGCCUCCAGAGAUGCGGGCGGCCUUGUUCGAGAGGAUCGCUGAGGCCAUUGACCGGGGCGAGGAGGAGGAGAUGCUGCAGAGAUGGGCGGCCACGCUUCGCACUGUCAGCGUGCACUUCAGAUUGAUGCCUUCCGAGGAGGAGGUGAUCACGGCGUGCAUGGACCUCCGUGAGCACCUCGUGACAGACCGCAAAGCGAUGGCCAGGACCACGAGGCAGUGGAUCUUCACCAUUGUCUCCGUCAAGGAGGACGUGGAGAAACGCCAAGGCAGCAUGAGCGAUGAGCAGCUGGCCGACUACAUCCGCGAGCACGUGAACCUGGCGGUGCCCAGCAAGGAGGGGGAUGCCAUGUCAAAGACAUUCGUGGGCAGCGCGAUCUACCUCUACAACCAAAUCUUCGCGGACGGGAACCAGGAGCUGCCUACUUUGCUCGAGGAAUGCGAGGAGCGGUGGGGGCCUGACUCGCCCUUCAAUCAGAUUUCUAAGCUCACAGAAAUCAUCACCAAGUGCAAGGAGCACUCCGUCUGGGCCAUCCGCUGCAUCAUGGAUGGGGUGACCUCCAGGCAGUACUUGGCCUCUAUCUUCAACUCCGCAGACCUCAAGGGAGACCGGAUGCGGAAAGGGUGGCUGGACGUCUUCCUAGCCAAGCGAGAGCUCAAGGAGUACUUCCUGAACACUUGGCUCCCAGAGAAGUCUUUCCCAGGACCGGUUGUCCAGAUGUUGCGCCAGGUGUACGAGAACCACAAAAGCUUCCGCAAGUGGGUCCCCAUCACUGACAGCAUCAGCAACAGCCGAUCCUGGACCAUGACGUGGUCGCCAGCGGCCUCGCAGGCUGCACGCUUCAUUGAAGACGUCGUCUACUUGAAGGUCCAUGACGGUGCUCUCCGUUACGCCCUCAAAUCAAGCAAGAAGCCUGAAGAGUGGCUUGACCACACGAAAUUCGACGACAUCCUGAAGCAGAUCGACGAGGACCUGGCCAUCGAAAAGAAGGCGGCCAAGUCGAAGGAGAAGGAGGAGGAUCAGGACAUGGAGGAAGUCGAUGUCCCUCAGGAAGCUGCGCUCGAGAUGAAGGACCAGCGGGGCUUGGUGAGCAGCUUCGUGGAGUUGGAGUCGGAUGCUGAGCUGGACGAGGGUUUGCUGGAGGAGUUCGAGAUCUACAGGCAGCAGGCUGAGGACUUCGUGAACAAGAUCUCAUUGGUGCCGGAGCCGGACAAAGUCUCGCAAUUGACCGCGCUGAUCCGGCAGACAAUGGCCGUCAAUAGAAAGCCUGAAUCACCCCUCACGGUUUUCUGGUACAAUGUAGCUCUGUGCGGGGAGUCUGUCACGCAGCCCCGAGUGAGGAAGCUGCCCAUGAGAUCCGAUCACUUCCGCAGCUUGAUCAGUGGCUGCUUGCAAGCCAGCGGCUCCAAGGACUCCAAGGACCAUGUUGCUGAUGAUGUUGUCUUUGUCAUCUUUGAUGCCGGCAAAGGGGGCCUCGAGAGCAGCAUCAUGUCCGCGUUCUCGACAGACUACUGUACGGAUCAGCCGGACGAGGAUGAUGCGGCGGACGGUGGCCGCGCCAAGAAGGUCAAGGCGAAGCCGCUGGCCAAGUCUGUGAUCCGUGUGGGCGUCGGCUACGAUGAGGAAAGCUUGAGUGGGCGACGGGAGCUCACUCGCGGCAUUGCAACAUUGGACCAGGACGAGACCAUUUACCUGAUCACCCACAGCCUGUUGCAAGUCCAAAAAAGGAACAGGCUGAAGUACCCUGGCACCACGUGCGGCAACAGGAUCCUGCCCGUCGUCGUUCCCUCCUUCGAGGAGAUGUGGACAGAAGACUUCGCCACCAAGAAAGGCAUCUUUGGUCCCGCUCGAGUCGCAGUUGGCGGGGCCACUCGUGCACCGAGCCGCGUCCGCAAGCGGGAGUUGACAGACAAGGAGCCGGUGUACUACCACAGCCAAGGGGAGGGUCUGUUCGCGGAGGUCCUCCACAUCCUCGGCAAGUCAGUUGGGCUCAUCGUUGAUUUGACGGCGGCGGACGGCAUGGUUGGCCACCUUGCCUUGCAGCCAAACAGGCGCAUCCCCUAUUUGGGGUUGACGCACACCGAAGAGCACGCUCGCCGGCUGAAGGCUCACUUGGAGACUGACAAGAAGAAGAAUCCGAAGUCCAAGAAGGGCAGCAACAAGCGCAAAUCGGUAAAAAAGGCAAAGGAGGAGGAGCAGUCCGAGGAAGAGGACUCCGCAUCGAUCGAGGCAGAGGACGCUGAGGAGGAAGACGAGCAGGAAGACGAGCAGAUCGACGAGGAAGUGGACUCGGAUGAAAACCU
Molecule: messenger RNA, 2660 nt
Organism: Symbiodinium pilosum
Lineage: Eukaryota; Dinophyceae; Suessiales; Symbiodiniaceae
Source: the annotation of a GenBank genome assembly